Molecule: messenger RNA, 900 nt
Organism: Lachancea lanzarotensis
Lineage: Eukaryota; Fungi; Ascomycota; Saccharomycetes; Saccharomycetales; Saccharomycetaceae
Gene: SSN8
Product: LALA0S03e01068g1_1
Exons: 1
Coding region: 1-900 (299 amino acids)
Biological process (GO): positive regulation of transcription by RNA polymerase II
Cellular component (GO): mediator complex; nucleus
Molecular function (GO): cyclin-dependent protein serine/threonine kinase regulator activity
Source: RefSeq, a predicted model, not a curated record
AUGUCUGCUAGCUACUGGGAGUCGACACAGCGUCUGAAAUGGCAGCAUACAAGGGAAAGUUUGUCAGCGGAGAGACACCAGCUAUGGCUUUUAGAGUGCCAAUUAUUUCCACAAGGCUUGACGGUGACGAUGGAAAACACCAAAGGAUCAGGUCAACCUGUCACAAGAACCAUUCCGAUCACGAACUAUGACAUGCACUACGAUAAGGACUACAACUUGCGGAUUUACUGCUAUUUUUUGAUCAUGAAGCUCGGCCGAAGGCUAAAUAUAAGACAGUACGCACUUGCCACAGCACAUAUAUAUCUAUCGCGGUUUAUGCUUCGGGCUUCGGUACGAGAGUGUAACCUGUAUCUGCUGGUCACCACGUGCAUCUAUCUAGCCUGCAAAGUGGAAGAAUGUCCGCAACACAUCCGAUCAUUGGUCAACGAAGCGCGCUCUUUGUGGCCCGAGUUUGUGCCUCCAGAUCCUACCAAAGUCACAGAGUUCGAGUUCUACUUGCUUGAAGAGCUACAAAGCUUUCUGAUUGUCCACCACCCGUAUCGGUCAAUGGAGCAGAUCGUCGAGGCGCUGCGGCUCGAGCCCUACGCAUUGACACUUUCAGCAGAGGAUCUACAAAAUACAUGGUCCCUGAUCAAUGACAGCUACAUCACAGAUGUUCAUCUAAUAUACCCACCGCAUGUGAUAGCGAUGGCCUGUUUUUUCGUUAUCAUAUGUUUGCAAAAACCAUACCGGGCCAAACACCAAGAAACGUUCAAUAGAUUCAUGGCUGAGUCGCAGGUCGAUUUGGCAGAAGUGAUGAACACCGUACAGGAUCUCAUCGCAUUGUAUGACUGUUGGGACAAAUACAAUGAGCUUUGGAUAAAGUUUUUGUUGCAUUCUCUGUAUUUACGCAGAGGCUAG